Serpula lacrymans var. lacrymans S7.9 is the source of this 1444-nucleotide messenger RNA. RefSeq lists its product as uncharacterized. The coding region runs from base 27 to 1193 and encodes 388 amino acids. The record is from RefSeq and is a predicted model, not a curated record. The transcript is spliced from 3 exons. Lineage: Eukaryota; Fungi; Basidiomycota; Agaricomycetes; Boletales; Serpulaceae.
AAUCGCGAGUGGAAUUUACAUUCUCGAUGAAUCACGACCCAAGUCCGUCUACUGCAUCCAGUGAAAAGACUCAGUACUUUGACGCACCCAUCAUGCAUUUCGUUUCAGACACCAGCAACGACGACAACAUCAGCGAUAGUACUGCCGGAAACAUGCUUAAGAGAAACAGCGCUGCUAUUCCAGACAAGUCUGGCACAGUCUUGAACCAACCGCCAGAUGGAUCCAAUGGAAUCGUGAAUGGUGAUUUCAACGACGGUAGCAAACCAAACCGACUUUCCCGCUCAUACAAGCCACAAAAGCAGACUCAGCAAACACAACAACACCACAUGCAAGAACAGCCCCUGAAUGGAUCAACGAAUUUGAACGGCGAAGCAACCGCCGACCCUGAUGCCAAUGGAGAGACUUUUCCAAAAGAACCUCGAUAUGACCGUAAAGUGUCUCCGACUCUUUCACUUCGCUCCCUCCCCGAAUCUGGCGGUGGUUCGCCCACUAGGCAUGGUUCGGGAAAUAUGUACGGUGGAGGUGGAGGUCUCACGAAAAGGGGGUCAAUUCGCACAAGUCUCACGGGGAGAAGCAUUCGCACCAGUGGGACUGUUUCGGGGGCUACUGCAGCAUUCAUGAAUGGUGCUGCACUGACAGGCCCGAAUGCAGAGCCGGACCUUGAUGAGAGUUUACACUACAGAGCAGCUGACGCAGACCGAUCUUUAAGCGACAAGCAGAAAGAGAAAAUUGUCAAGGUUGAAAAGAAGGAGUCGAAGCGGUUCUCAAAAUUGCUUCAAACCGAGGCACGCACCGAGAAAGCCGCUCUUGAAUCUGCUCUCAGUACACUGUCUGCUCUUCAAGCUCUGCACAAGUCUGCCAUCAAACGGGAAAAUAAAGCCCAGUCAGCUUAUGCCAAAGCUUUAUCAGCAGCACAAAAAGCUGAGAGCAAAUAUCUGGAAGAGAAAGCGCAUGCUGCGGAGGAGCGGGCUCGGACCGAAGCUCGUUGCAUCGAGGAAAAGGCAAGAUGGGCAGGGCGAGAGGCGGAAGUGAAUGCUCAGAACGAACGAGUGGAGGGGGAGAGAAUGAAUGUGACGCAAAUGGAGGACAGAGUAGCGGAAUGUGCCAGAGAAGUGGAGAGAUUGAGGAUCACCAUUGGUACCGAUGAGCGUGAAAGACAAGUCAAGAUGAUGUCACUAACUGGGAGGAAAUGAUGCGCGAAUGUCAUUGUUCGAUGGUCAGAAGUCAUAAUAUACGCCGAAAAUGUAUUGCAUUCACGGAGGUCUCAAUAGUCAAUGAUGCAGUAUUAUGCAUCAUACCUGCUACUUCAUCUCCGUUCAAGUGGUGUACAUAUCACAUAUUCUGUAAGCAAGGAUUGAAUCGUACGUCUAGUGUGGCUAGCAGUUGUUGUACCUUGAAUUUGUGCUUUGAAUAAAAUUGAGUCCGAUGGAUCUACAUUAUUAAU